UUAUCCAGAAGUAAGAAAGUAGAGGAAGCAAAAAAGCCUUUGAACUUUGAAUGAGGAGUUGGAGUGACACACAGCACUGUGCCAGUGUCACGAGCCUAUCAGCCCUUUAAGGGUAGUGGCUAUGUGCAUGAUUUGGUGUGCACGCCAAUCCGAGACAUAUACUAACUUACAAAGCCAAAUUCCUUAGAUGGAUGAGGAUAUGAUCAGCACAAGGACCUCGGCAUAGUGGCAAAGUGGCAGUUCUUGUACCUAUGUGUUUGCUUGUCUCCUCAGCACCUUACACCAUUCACAUCUUGCUGUGAUAUUCCCCCAUCAUCACAAAUACCACUUUACCCUUCAUUGUGGUUAUGCAGUCCCCCACAUAACCUACAAGGGUAUCAUUCCCUCUUCCACAGCAAUCACUUUCUCUUGCUCAUUUAUACCAAGCUCUAACUCUCUAACUAACUCAACUCAAAUCAAACACAAACAAACAAACAGGUCUUCCAAUAUGGAGAUGAAGAGAGAAACCAACAACAAGGAGGAUAGCAUACACACCAUAGUGUUCACAGCAGGUACAUUUCUCCUAAUGGUGUGUCUAAAACACUUUCUAGUUGAGCAAUGGCGUGCUUGGGUGUUCCUCAUCCUCAACGUCAUUCUUUUAGCAAUUCUUUUCAUGUCUCUGAGGCCAACCAACUUAGAUCACAGUUCAGAAACUGAAAGCAGUGUUGAACAAGUGAAGAGUGACAACAAAGAGAAAAAGAAACCAAGUGGGGGUUCUCAAGAAACUGAAGAAGGAAAAGAUUGCUACAUAAAGCAAAGUUGGAGUAGUAGUAGUACUAGUACUGGUAGUAAUACUGAUACUUAUGUUGAUGCUGAGAAUGAAGUUGCAGAAGAAGAUGAGGAAGAUGAGGAGGAAGAGGAGCAUGUUCCAGUGCUGUCCAAGGAGGAGUUGAAUGAGAGAGUGGAAGCUUUCAUUACCAUGUUUAGGCAGCACUUGAUCUCUGAUGUCAAACAAGCUGAAAGUUUCAGACUCCACAAGAUUGAAGUGUCCUGCUGUUGAGCCUAUGUUCUAAGAAAACAGCUACAAAUUUUGUUUCAUUAUUAAUAUUUUUGUCAUUAUUUGUUCUAAAUGAUCAAGGAUGUGUUUUACUGCUGCUAUAAUGUUUGGAUUGAUCCA
Molecule: messenger RNA, 1156 nt
Organism: Vigna angularis (adzuki bean)
Lineage: Eukaryota; Viridiplantae; Streptophyta; Magnoliopsida; Fabales; Fabaceae
Exons: 1
Coding region: 488-1039 (183 amino acids)
Source: RefSeq, a predicted model, not a curated record